Triticum turgidum subsp. durum (durum wheat) is the source of this 2727-nucleotide messenger RNA. The record is from the annotation of a GenBank genome assembly. NCBI's taxonomy places the organism in Eukaryota, Viridiplantae, Streptophyta, Magnoliopsida, Poales, Poaceae.
AUGGCAGUGGAGAGCGCGGUCAUGGCGGUGCUCUCCAAACUUGCCGCCCACGAGGCCGAGGAACUGCGCCGGAUUGGUGACGACACGCCGCUGCUGCGUGACCGGCUCCAGUGGCUGCAGGCAUUCCUCCGUGACGCUGACCGGAAACGCCGGGUGGGCAUCCCUGUCGACGGGCUGAGCCUUGUCUGCCUGCGCCCGAUGCGCGACAUUGCCUUCGACGCCGAGGACACCCUCAAUGACUUGAUCUUCCACCACCAGGUUACCUCAAGAAGCUGCGGUUAUGAAAGCCAGAAAACACCGAUGAGAUACUUUGUUGACGUCUUUUCUCGGAUGGCAAAUCGAAGCGAGUUGGCCAGUCAAAUCAAAAGAAUUAGAACAGCACUUGACCAGAUCUUGGAUAACGAAAAGUACUGCAGGGACGAGCAUAUAUCAACGAUGGCACUGAAAGCUUCCACCAUGGCCAUUGCAGCAUGGUACGUGACACCGGUGGCCCUUACAACUCCCACCGUGGCCAUUGAAGCGUGGCGGGAUGACCUGGAGAAUGUUAUGGGAUUUGACAAGGACAUGGAGAUUCUUAAGAGGAUGUUGGUCCAUAAAGAUGAGAAUAGUCACCACCAAAUGUUCAUAUCCAUUGUUGGGGAGAGUGGUGCAGGGAAGAACACACUCGUAAAGCUUAUUUGUGAUCAGAUAUGUACAGAGAUGGAUGUUUUAAUCAGGUACGACAUGAUGCCCGGUUCCAGCACAAAAGAUCUCCUCAAAGAUGUGUACAAAAUGGCAUUGCGUCAAUCUGCAUGUCGGUGUCAUGAGAUGGAGGUGGAAGAAGAUACUGAUAGUAUAAGUGAAAAGAUCCAUGGUUUGCUUAGUACAAAGAGGUACUUAUUGAUCCUCAGUGGGAUUUCCUCCAAAAGCACUCUUAGUUGCGUGAGGGCGAGCUUGCCCGACAGUGGCAAUGGAAGUCGUGUGAUGCUCAUCUUGGACAGUGAAAAUGAAGAAGUCGCUUGGCAUGCUAAUACCAUGAAUAGAAAUGGCUUCAAUGGAGUACACCUGAUGAGCCCAUUGGAUCAAGCAAGAAGUGCACAACUAUUCUUUCGGAAAGUGCUGAGAAAAGCACAGUAUGAGUCAUGGUUGUCAGCCAGCGAAAAGCGAAGAAACCAGAAUGAUGAGAGGUGUGGUCGACAUUAUGAGUUACCAGGAAUGAUUGGGAAUGAGCAAGAGGAGGAGUAUCGAGAUAAUGAUUUCCAGAGAAAUGUUCAUAGUGUGACGGGAGGACACCCCAUGGGCAUACUGCUUCUGGCUGGAAUGCUUCGGUUCAAGGAGAAAUCAAUUCAGUGGGAUGUAGUGUUAGAACAACUCAUGUCUGCAAGGUAUCCGCAGCAGUAUCCGCAUCAACAAAUGUCCAGCACAACAAGAAGGGCGAUAGAGAGCAUCUUCUGGACGAGCUUUGAGGAUCUCCCCAAUGAUCUGAAGUCAUGCUUCUUAUACUUCGCCGCCUACCCGCAGGACACAUGGCAAGAUGCUGAUGAGAUCGUUCACAUGUGGAUAGCAGAAGGCUUCAUCAACAAGAGGCCAUCACAACAUGGGAAGACUCUAGAGGAGGUCGGGCAUGGCUACCUGAAGGAAUUGGUCUUGAGAUGCCUUCUUCAGCUGGAGGAGAGGAAACUUGGCCAUGGCAUUGGGGUAGUCAAAGUUCAUAGAAGCCUUCUGGGGUUCCUGCAGUCUGAGAUUUCCAAGAUUGGCUUCAUGGAUAUUAUCCACAAUGUUAAAUAUAAUGUCGUUUUGCCGCCAUCAAUGCGUCGCAUCUCUGUCCAGAGUGAUUGUAUACCGAUGUAUACCACCUACCAAAAAUUCCCAAAAUUGCAUUCCUUCAUAUGUCACAUUGAUGAGAAGAAGCACAAACAAGUUGAAGCUCGGCAGAUGUGGACAAAGAAGAAGAGUGUUCACAAUGAUAUCAAGUUUCUAUGUUGGUCAAAGUUCCUUCAUGUAGUCUCCUUGAAGGGGCUGAUGCUUGAAGCUUUGCCGUGUGAGCUUGGUGACAUGAUCCAGCUGCGAUACCUAUGUGUCGACUGCCCCGACCUGCACAUUCUUCCAUCCAGCAUUGCCAGGCUACUCAACUUGCAGACGCUCGACAUCAGAAAUACCCAGGUAGAGGAGAUUCACCAGGAUUUUUGGAAGAUCAAGACUCUUCGUCAUGUGCUUGCAAAAACACUGGCACUUCCUGCAAUGCCAAUGCCACUAGGUGUGGAAGAACAAGAAGAUGAUGAGGUUGUUAGUGAGCUACAGACGCUCCACGGCGUAAAGCCCGCCUCCUCGGGGUUGGGAGAGUGGACCCCAUUGAACAAAAAUAUGACAAGAAGCCUACGGUCAUUUGAGAUGCACGGUUUCCAGUAUGCAGGACACGGAGGACCUAUAUUUGAGGCUGCUCUCCAGAACAUGUAUCUCCUUGGCCACCUGAGUCUACAAGGUGAUGAGAUUCCUUCAUGCGUCUUCACCAACACAGGCCUUCAGAGCCUCGAGACCAUGGAGCUACAUGGAAAAGUGAGGUGGGAUGACAUCGUUCCAGUGGUGGAUCUUCUUCCCAAGGUCCGUCCAAACCUCGUGCAAAUCAAAAUGCGAGAUAUCAAUGAGGUACCUAAAAUCAUCAAGCAACAACUAGGAACAAUGCUGAUUGGAGGGAAACAAGACUCGUGCAAACCGGACGGCGAAAGAACCAAGCUGCAUGUGGCAUGA